CCUCUCCCCCAAGUGCUGCUGCCCCCGGCGGCUGCCGCCGGGCUCCAGGAAAGUAGCUUGAUGAGUGUCCAAAGUAGCAGUGGAAGUUUGGAGGGGCCGCCAUCUUGGUCCCGGCUCUCCACGUCCCCACCGAGCCUGCAGGGCUGCUCCGCGGCGGCUGCGGCGGCGGCAGCGGCAGCAGCAGCAGCAGCGGCGGCGGCGGCAGCGGCCGUGGCGGCCUCAGCGGCGGCCUCCCUGCUCCAUAACAACACGGCGCUCAAGGAAGGUGCAAUGGAUGAGCUUCAUAGCCUGGAUCCAAGAAGGCAGGAAUUGUUGGAGGCUAGAUUCACAGGAGUAGUGAGUGGCAGCACUGGGAGUACAGGAAGUUGUAGUGUUGGAGCAAAGGCCUCAACUAAUAAUGAGAGUUCUAAUCAUAGUUUUGGAAGCUUGGGAUCUCUAAGUGACAAAGAAUCAGAGACUCCUGAGAAAAAACAAUUGGAACCUUCCAGGGGAAGGAAAAGGAAAGCAGAAAACCAGAGUGAAAGCAGUCAAGGGAAAAACAUUGGGGCACGUGGUCACAAAAUUAGUGACUAUUUUGAAUACCAAGGUGGAAAUGGGUCUAGUCCAGUAAGAGGAAUGCCUCCUGCCAUUCGUUCUCCUCAAAAUUCACAUUCCGCUCCUUCUUCUGUUCGGCAGAAUAGCCCUUCUCCCACUGCAUUGUCUUUUGGGGACCACCCUGUUACACAACCAAAGCAGUUGUCUUUUAAAGUUACUCAGACUGAUCUCACAAUGUUGAAAUUAACUGCACUUGAAAGUAAUAAAAAUCAAGACUUGGAAAAGAAAGAAGGUCGUAUAGAUGAUUUGCUCAGGGCUAAUUGUGAUCUACGAAGACAGAUAGACGAACAACAAAAGUUACUUGAAAAAUACAAAGAAAGAUUAAACAAAUGCAUUUCAAUGAGUAAGAAACUUUUAAUUGAAAAAAGUACACAAGAAAAGUUGGCAAGCAGAGAGAAGAGUAUGCAAGACAGAUUACGCCUUGGGCAUUUUACAACCGUUCGGCAUGGUGCUUCAUUUACUGAACAGUGGACAGAUGGCUUCGCAUUUCAGAAUCUUGUGAAGCAACAGGAGUGGGUAAAUCAACAAAGGGAAGAUAUUGAGAGACAAAGAAAACUCCUGGCAAAGCGAAAACCCCCAUCUACAAAUAAUUCUCAGGCUCCCUCUGCCAAUUCAGAACCUAAACAGAGAAAAAACAAAGCUGUCAACGGAGCAGAAAAUGAUCCAUUUGUCAGACCCAAUUUACCACAAUUGCUAACACUAGCAGAAUACCAUGAACAAGAAGAAAUUUUCAAGCUUAGAUUAGGACAUCUCAAAAAGGAAGAAGCUGAAAUACAAGCAGAACUUGAACGUCUGGAAAGAGUUAGAAAUCUUCACAUACGAGAGCUCAAAAGAAUAAACAAUGAAGAUAAUUCCCAGUUCAAAGAUCAUCCUACGUUAAAUGAGCGAUAUUUGUUACUUCAUUUACUUGGUCGAGGUGGAUUUAGUGAAGUAUAUAAGGCUUUUGAUCUCUACGAACAAAGGUAUGCUGCUGUGAAGAUACAUCAGCUUAACAAAAGCUGGAGAGAUGAGAAGAAGGAAAACUACCAUAAGCAUGCCUGCAGAGAGUAUAGAAUACACAAAGAACUGGAUCAUCCAAGGAUAGUAAAACUCUAUGACUACUUCUCCCUGGAUACAGAUACGUUUUGUACAGUAUUAGAAUAUUGUGAAGGCAAUGAUUUGGAUUUUUAUCUAAAGCAACAUAAACUAAUGACGGAGAAAGAAGCUAGGUCCAUUGUAAUGCAAAUAGUAAAUGCACUACGAUAUCUAAAUGAGAUUAAGCCACCUAUAAUACACUAUGAUCUUAAACCAGGAAACAUCCUUUUGGUAGAUGGAACAGCAUGUGGAGAAAUAAAAAUCACAGACUUUGGUCUAUCUAAAAUAAUGGAUGAUGAUAGCUAUGGUGUUGAUGGAAUGGACCUAACUUCACAAGGGGCUGGGACAUACUGGUAUUUACCUCCAGAGUGCUUUGUUGUGGGCAAAGAGCCACCAAAGAUUUCUAACAAGGUGGAUGUAUGGUCGGUCGGAGUAAUCUUUUUCCAGUGUCUGUAUGGACGAAAGCCAUUUGGUCAUAACCAGUCCCAACAAGAUAUACUACAAGAAAAUACAAUAUUAAAAGCCACUGAAGUACAGUUCCCAGUGAAGCCUGUUGUGAGCAAUGAAGCUAAGGCUUUUAUCAGACGCUGCUUGGCAUACCGCAAGGAGGACCGGUUUGAUGUCCAUCAGCUGGCUAAUGAUGCUUACUUACUCCCACACAUGAGAAGAUCAAAUUCUUCAGGAAACUUGCAUAUGACUGGACUGGCAGCCUCUCCCACGCCACCUAUAUCAAGCAUUAUUCCCUACUGAAACUUUUUGACACAGAAGGCUUGCAUGAUGCCUUCAUGUAGUUUUGCUGCAGCAGACUUUUGUUUGAAAGCGCUCAGUUUGUGUCUUUACACACAGCAGGACAAUUUUCACAAUGGGACUUUCAUACUGUGGCCAUUCUACAACUGUCAUGUCUAUGAUGGGACUGCAACAUGGUCCGAGAAGGUUACAUUUACUUCAGACUUUCAUGUUGGAAACAUUGAAGGACAGCAUUGCUUGUUGCCUCCAAGCAGAAGUACUUUGUGUUUUUAAGACUGAAGAAAAUGUGUGCUGGGUCUUGUAGGGAAGGGAACACUGUAAAUAAUCUUUUUAAUACUUACAAACUCUUUUGGUUGAUACUGGAGAGUUCUAAUAAGGAGGGUAGUUUUUCAUUAUUUGAAUAAAGAAGAAAAAAAAUGGAGCACAGAAGAACAACUCGGUGCCUGGACACACACA
Messenger RNA from Elgaria multicarinata webbii, 2871 nucleotides. It is a transcript of the gene TLK1, whose product is annotated as tousled like kinase 1. Gene Ontology annotation, molecular function: protein serine/threonine kinase activity; ATP binding. The record is from RefSeq and is a predicted model, not a curated record. Lineage: Eukaryota; Metazoa; Chordata; Lepidosauria; Squamata; Anguidae. Gene Ontology annotation, cellular component: nucleus. The transcript has 21 exons. Gene Ontology annotation, biological process: intracellular signal transduction; peptidyl-serine phosphorylation; chromosome segregation. Bases 61 to 2418 code for a protein of 785 amino acids.